Cladophialophora immunda is the source of this 2246-nucleotide messenger RNA. RefSeq lists its product as uncharacterized. The coding region runs from base 295 to 1806 and encodes 503 amino acids. NCBI's taxonomy places the organism in Eukaryota, Fungi, Ascomycota, Eurotiomycetes, Chaetothyriales, Herpotrichiellaceae. The record is from RefSeq and is a predicted model, not a curated record. Gene Ontology annotation, molecular function: histone deacetylase activity. The transcript has a single exon.
CUUGAACCUUUUGAUGAUUCUUUCGACAACUUUUAUCGUCUCCCAAACGCCUCCAGAUCUUGUGCACCCGGAAUCCAACCUGUUCCCGAUAGGGAAGCGAUCGCAUCACAUUCUCGAAGACAAUGCGCUGGUCAUUCUGCUAGGACGAAGUCAGCGCAGAGUUCAAGACAGUAUUCUAUCGGCAGGGACAUCGCACAAUUUGGCCGCUCGCGUCAUGAAACUGGGCAGAUUCGAGUCUCCAUCUUCCCUUUGACACAAGCUCUGCAUCACGAUUUCUAUGACAAUACGCGCAUCAUGACCGUCGUGCAGGAAUACCAGGACCCGUCGUCCUCAUACCCAACCCCCACCCUCACACUCUCCGCCAAAAUUCAACGCGAGAUAGAAGCCAACGGCAUCACCCGCCCAAAAGGUUACGAUGUCUCAUGGCACUACAAUCCAGCCGUGGAGAACCAUCACUUUGGUCAAACCCAUCCCAUGAAGCCCUGGCGCCUGACCUUGACAAAGUCCCUCGUCCUGUCUUACGGCAUGCACACGGCGAUGGACUGUUAUACAUCUCGUCCAGCCACCCGCGAAGAAAUCGCCGCAUUCCAUAAAGAUGCGUACGUCGACUUUCUCAUGGAGGCCACUCCUCAGAAUAUCUAUCAAAUGUACCCUGAACUCGAAAAGGGUUCGGGCUACUCUUCCGCCAUUUUCGGCGUUGGAGAUGAUUGUCCGAUUUUCGAUGGUCUCUACGCAUUCUGCUCGACUUACGCUGGAGCGUCCAUCGACGCAGCCCGCAAACUUUGCAAUAAACAAUCCGAUAUCGCCAUCAACUGGUCUGGUGGCCUGCAUCACGCUAAAAAGGCAGAAGCCAGCGGGUUCUGCUAUGUCAAUGACAUCGUCCUCGCCGUUCUUCAACUGCUCCGAUACCAUCCGCGCGUCCUGUACAUCGACAUUGACGUACACCAUGGGGAUGGUGUAGAGCAAGCAUUCUGGUCAACUGACCGUGUUAUGUGUGUCUCCUUCCACAAAUACGACAAGGAAGUCUUUUUCCCCGGGACCGGUCCACUGGAGUCUACCGGACCCAUCCACCCCGAUAAUCCAGGGAAGAAUUACACCAUCAACGUCCCCCUCAACGACGGCAUUGACGACGAAACAUACGACUACCUCUUCCGCAGCGUCGUGGAACCCACCAUCAAGACUUACCGCCCCUCGGCGAUUGUGCUGCAGUGUGGCGCGGAUUCUCUCGGUCAUGAUCGUCUGGGGUGUUUCAACCUGGGAAUUCGCGGCCACGGCAACUGCGUUUCGUUCGUCAAAUCUUUUCAGAUCCCUUUGCUCGUCGUGGGCGGUGGUGGCUAUACACCACGUAAUGUCGCGCGGGCGUGGACGAAUGAGACAUCAAUCUGCAUCGGCGCAGACAGCAUGCUCAACCCGCAAUUGCCGGAAUUCAUGCCGCACCGUGAAGCGUUUCGGAAAGAAGGCUUCACUUUGUUCCCCAAUCUCGGCGGCUGGAGAAACGCAAACCUCAACUCAAAGCAGGAUAUCGAAAAGAUCAUACGACACGUGAGGGAACAGCUGGUACAAAUCCGCGGUGCCCCGAGCGUACAGAUGAAACAUAUUCCCGAGGAUAUCCAGGGUUGGAGGGACGAAGUCGAGGAGGACUUGAAGGCAAAACGAUUAGAGAGGGAGGAGAAGGCGGAAGAGAGGGACGGAGCGGGAGGUCUGUUGGCCAAGGCAAGCCGGAGGAGGGAGCUGGAGAGAGCCGGUGGCAGCUCGGCCCUGGCCAGCGGUGCCGCAAGCGUGAGACUCGGUGAAGGCCCCAGCUGAGGAGAAAGAGAUAUACCAUCAAAGGCGAUGGACACGAUGAGUUUGACAGGAUCAUCACAGUCGCCCCUGAUUGUCCGUAUGUCGACAAAGACGCCGAGCCGGACUCAUCCAGCGGGGAGCCUUUUCGCAUACCCUCUCCAAUACCUUGUUCCGUCUACUGUACCAAAAGAGAACCCGCUAUCUACCUCCCCAAUAUUCCCAUCAUAUCCAUGCGUCAUUGCCACUGGGGUUUCUGGAACUUUUCGGGGUCUGUGGAGGGCUGCAAGUACCGGGUCGGUACUGCUGUCAGAGUGUAAACGGGAUACUUUUAGUCUGCGGGUAGCUGGGGUAGCAUAACAAGACUGAGUGCUGCGUCUGCAGUAUUUUCAACCUAUCGGCACGGAGCCCUGCAGUCAUGAGAUAGCUUCGUAUUCAGUUUAUUAUUAGGAAACGCUCUCUUG